AUGGGCGUCGACUACGACACGCAAGCCGACUUCCCCGCCGACGGUUCGGGCUACGGCUUCGACAACGUCGCCGACGUGCUGACGAUCUCGCCACUGCACCUGGAGAAGUACGUCGCCGCCGCGCAAGAGAUCGUCGAGCAGACCGUGCCGAUGCAGCCGCGCGUCGUCGCCGAGCGCCGCAUCCCCGGCGGGCGGUUUGUCGGCGAAGGCCAGGAGCCCAAUGGCUGGCGCCGCUCACUCUCUUAUUACGAGCCCGCCACCGCCAGCGCGACGCACCACGUCGACAAGAAGGGGCGCUACGAAGUCGUCGUCACCUACCGCGCGGAAGAGGACUACGUCGAUCUGGUGUUCGACAAGAACAAGUGCCGCUUCCGCUACUCGAUCGACGGCGAGCAGAAGCACGACGAAGAGUACAGCCGCCAGGGGGGCAAAGAGUACCAGCAGCGGCACAAGGUGAAGUGGGAGCCCGGCGACCACACGAUCCAGUUCGAGGUCGAGCCGCUCACGCCCGACGCCGAGCGCCUCCGCUCGUUGCGGAUGACGAUCGUCGACGUGACCGUGCGCGGGCCGCUCGCCGAGAAGCACUGGGUCGAGCCGCCGAACUACCGCAAGUGGUUCCCGCGCGAUGCGCCCACCGACGCCGCCGAGCGCCGCGCCUACGCCGCGGAGCUGUUGGGCGGCUUCGCCGAGCGCGCGUUCCGCCGUCCUCCUAAUACGGAAACGACUGAACGGCUUGUCGAACUCGUCGAAGCGUCCGUCGCCGCGGGCCGACCCUUCGAGGCCGGCGUCGCCCAGGCGAUGACCGCUGUGCUCUCGUCGCCGCGGUUCUUGUUCCGCGAAGAGGCCGACGCCACGCCGACGACAGGCGCCAGCGAUCCCUACCCGCUGGUGGACGAGUACGCGCUCGCGUCGCGGCUCUCUUACUUCCUGUGGUCCACGAUGCCCGACGCCGAGUUGAUGCGGCUGGCGUCCGAAGGCCAGCUCCGCGCGCAGCUCGACGAACAGUUCGAGCGGCUGCUGAACGACCCCCGCUCGGAGGCGCUGGUCCGCAACUUCGUCGGCCAGUGGCUCGGCGCCCGCGACAUCCAGCAGACGAACGUCAACGCGUUCGCCGUCAUCAGCGCCGACAGCCCGCACGACCCCGAGCGCGAGCAACGCCGCGCGCGGUUCCGCGAACUACGCCAGAAAGAGCCCGGCUUGCUCACCGAUGAGGAACGCCAAGAGCUCCGCGCGAUCCGUGAAGCCUUCGACGAGGCCUUCCAACGGGUGCGCGAGUUCGACCUCGACGGCGACCUCCGCUGGGCGAUGCGGCGAGAGACGGAGAUGGCCUUCGAGCACGUGCUCCGCGAAGGCCGCAGCGCGCUGGAGCUGCUGAACAGCGACUACACGUUCCUCAACGAGCGCCUCGCCCGGCACUACGGCAUCGAGGGCGUCACGGGCGGCGACAUGCGCCGCGUCGAGCUGCCCGCCGGCAGCCCGCGCGGGGGCGUGCUCACGCAGGGGACCGUGCUCGUCAACACGUCGAACCCGGACCGCACCUCGCCGGUGAAGCGAGGGUUGUUCGUGCUCGACAACUUGGCGGCCAACGAGGGCGAGGCGACGCCGCUGACGCUCCGGGAGUCGCUCGAGAAGCACCGCGACUCGCCGAUGUGCGCGUCCUGCCACGCGCGGAUGGACCCAUUGGGCCUCGCGCUCGAGCCCUUCAACGCGCUGGGCAUCUUGCGUGACAACGACCACGGCAAGCCGAUCGACGCGACCGGCACGCUCGUUACCGGCGAGUCGUUCAACGGCGUCGCCGAGCUGAAGAAGAUCCUAGCCACCGAGCGGCGGCAAGACUUCUACCGCUGCCUGUCGGAAAAGCUGCUCACCUACGCCCUCGGCCGCGGCGUCGAGUACUACGAUACCCUGACGGUGGAUAAGCUCGUCGAAGGCCUCGAACAGAGCGGCGGCGACCUCCGCGGCCUCGUGCGCGACGUCGUCGAGUCGGCGCCGUUCCAACGGCGUCGCUGCGUUGAGACGCCCGCGACCGCAACCGCCCAGCGCAACGUUCACACGACCAACCGUUAA
Messenger RNA from Symbiodinium sp. CCMP2456, 2067 nucleotides. NCBI's taxonomy places the organism in Eukaryota, Dinophyceae, Suessiales, Symbiodiniaceae. The record is from the annotation of a GenBank genome assembly.